AUGACCACCGACCCUGCUCCUUCAGGCCUUCAACCCUUUUCACAACUUAAGGCGGGUCCAACUACAUCCAGCUCGAAGUCGACUACCGUGCCAGCCGCAACCACUACUAUAGCACCUUCGCAGUCUUCCCGCCGGUUGCAGCCCAAGAGCGAUAGCCGGAAUGAACAGCUUAAUGGAGCCAAUGACAGGGCACUAGCCGCCUUGGUUCGACGCGUGCUUUGUCCUCAAUUGGGAAGCUAUGGCGGUGCCACUUCUCUGUAUGCUCCAGAGGAGCUACUACCGCCGCUGACGAGCUCGAAUGACGUGGACCGUCAACUCUACGCUCUAGUCGCCAUGAUGGUCAAGGAAUUCAUCUCUUCCUGGUAUUCGAAGAUUACGUCGGAUCAAGCUCUUAUCAGUGAAGUGCUGCAGUUAAUCGCCCACCUCACUCGGGCCCUUGAGCAAAGACUGCGGGAGGUAGACAUUGUACAGCUGGUUCUGGACGAUAUUCCCUCCCUGGUGGAAACACAUAUUACCUGCCUUUCACCGGUUCCAGACCCCUCUGAUGCGAACUCAGUCGCGCAGCAACGUGACAGUGAAGCGAUAUAUCGAAGACUAUUAGUAAAUGGUGUUCUGACCGUUCUUCUACCAACUGAGGACCUCGAGAAUGCAUGUUUGCGAACCUUGUUGAGCGAUAUUUUAUCUGAUCUCAUUCUGGGAAACCAAGUAAGCGAAAGGGUAUGCGAAGGCUGGUUUGUUUGGGAGACUACGACAAAGCUGCUGGAUAUGCUCUCAAGGGACAAAGACGGACGCGAAGCAGGGGCGGCAGAAACCAAAUCACCUCGCCCAAACCGGCUACAUCAAUUCAAUUUGCUUGGAAACACAGACAACGACAAUGAUACUACCUCUUCACAACCCUCGGGCUGGAUAUGGCUCAUCCUUCAGUACGCCUUUUACGCAUAUGUGACUCUACGAUUUAUUGUAGUUGGAUUGUUCCGCAAAGCCUCCUCAUCGACACUGAAUCCAAGUCUGCGUCCUCCUGACAGCUUUGUGAACAAGUCAACUACGAAAUAUGCCGUCACAGGCAAACGCCCGGUACUUGAUUAUCGGCUGUUUGGCAUGUUGUCGCAGCUGCUAGAUCUCUCUCGGCGGAUGCCAUGGCUGGGAGGACUGAUAGCCCUCUUUCAGUACUUGAUCCUGGCUGGCCCAGGAAAAGUGGGAGAAACCGGCAGCGUUCUUGAUAGGUUCCUCCACGAAAAUAUCGAGGAAUAUGUCCUCACCCCCACUUUGUUACCCAACCUCCUGCAAGCAUUGCGAGAGGCGCUUUUCCCGCAUAAUACCCGUCCGAAAUCCGAAUCGAGCGUCAAUCGCGUCGAGGCGCUGACGUCGACUUCAACACCCGCUCCGCUAAUCUCAGGAGCGCAACCAUUUAUUAAUACGAAGCAAACGACUACCGCCUCUGGCGGCAAUACAAUAACGCCAUCUGAUAAUGCGACAGAAGAACUUCCUCGCUUGUCGCCGGAUCAGCAGCGACGUCCCUCUCCCGCCGACGUCGCCUCAAUAAGGCGAAAAUGUGCACUCGGCAUUUUAAGUCUGAUCCCUCGCCCAAUCGCACGCCGUUUGUUUGGUGUUCCGACCGAGCCUAGCUCUGGGGUUAUAUCUACGCAAGUUGAAUCUCCGGCCCUAUCUCCGAGCCAGUUUCAGGCCGCCGGGCCUGGCGUUAGAAGUGAUUCUCCUUCGUCGCCGUCGCCAGAGGUGUUGGGCAGUGACAUUAGAAGUGACGCGGAAGAGUCGCUUCUCGCUUCAGCUAUCGAGUCCAACAUCCUUGAUCUCUUUGCAGAUGAGUAUUGCAAUAAGCACCUCGUCUACUCAAUCAUUGAGACUGUGCUAGCUAAGCUCAUGCCUGAGUUAUCGGAUCGUAGCAUUGCUGAGCUUAUGGACGACAGAGCAGUGUUCACAUCUGCUGUUUGA
Messenger RNA from Aspergillus nidulans FGSC A4, 1950 nucleotides. Its product is annotated as PXA domain-containing protein. Gene Ontology annotation, cellular component: cytoplasm. NCBI's taxonomy places the organism in Eukaryota, Fungi, Ascomycota, Eurotiomycetes, Eurotiales, Aspergillaceae. The transcript is spliced from 3 exons. The record is from RefSeq and is a predicted model, not a curated record. Bases 1 to 1950 code for a protein of 649 amino acids.